Messenger RNA from Zeugodacus cucurbitae (melon fly), 4010 nucleotides. Its product is annotated as homeotic protein female sterile. NCBI's taxonomy places the organism in Eukaryota, Metazoa, Arthropoda, Insecta, Diptera, Tephritidae. The record is from RefSeq and is a predicted model, not a curated record. The transcript has 5 exons. The coding region runs from base 745 to 2733 and encodes 662 amino acids.
AUCCGGUGGCGUUAGGUCUCUCGUCGUAGUCAGUAAAGUGUCGUACACGAGGCGAGCAGAAAACGUGUGCUAGCGGAACAUGAUAUGUUAAUUAAAAAUAAAAAAAUUGCCGAAAAUAGUCCAAAGAAAAUGUGAAAAAAAUUAUUUAAAAAAAAAUUAAAGCAAAAAUAUUAAAGAAACGCAUAACUCAAAGUGGUGGAAUUUGUCUCAGAGACAUAAACAAAGAGUGGCCACAAAGUGUACGCUGACAGUUGCUUGGCAGCAAGUUCCAAAAAAACCGUUACUUUCAAAAAAGUUUUUCAAAAGCGCUGAAGUGGAAUAUUUAUGCUUAAAAUCUAAAAGUUACAAAAAAUCUUGCGCCUACAAAAAACAACAAAGUGCAGUCCUUAUUAUCUGCUAGUGUGUACUGACAGUGCUUGUGUAAUUACUGUUAACUGCAACAAUUCACGCUUAAGCAACAUCCGUGAAAAUAUUCACAACAAAUCCGGCAUUAAAUCUAAAAAAAACUUCUUAGAAGUAUCCUACGCACGUUAAGCGCCAAUUAAUCUCGCCACUUCGCAUUGCCAACGCUUGAGCCGUUGUUUUUGAUUUUCAUUUAACGGUAUUUCCUAUAGUCCAAAGCCGGCGUUCAGCGCAUAAAAAAUAUCCAAAAUUCCGAAGAAUCCGAGAAAAACACCAAAGCAGUCGACACGUACAGCGUCGUCAACCGGUACCGGUGGCAGCAGUGGUGGUGGCACCACUAAAAUGGCAUCGAAACGCAAAGCAUCGGUGCUGCUGCAUAAGGAGACCAUCCCAGCUGCAGUUGCGACCACAACCACCACGGACGCGACCGGCAAUGGCGGCGCCACUAGCACCGGCGGUGUUGUGGGCAUUAGCGCCGCAGCAGGUUCGGUGGCUGGGAGCGUUGGCGGUGACAAUAACACCGAAACGGAUCCCUAUGCCGGCUUAAUGAAGGAUGCCGACAAAUUGAAACUGAUGUUGUUGGCUUGGAAUUAUCAAAACUCGAAUGCGGUACGCAAUGGCACUGAGGGACCCGAUUUGGGUGUGGUCGGCGGUUUGUGGGCACAAUACCAGAAUGCGUUGGCACAGAAUGCGGCAAACAACAAAAUGGACAUAUCCUUGUCGCCAGUGCCGCGCACAGAUGUGACAUCGCCCAUGGAGGCGCAGGAUGAGACAAACUCAUCAGGGCAGAAGGAAGAGGAUGAAGGCUCCGAGGAUGAUUCGGAUGAUAAACUAGACGAGAAGUUGGCCACACACGACCCCGAACGGCUGAAGGCAUUCAAUAUGUUCGUGCGUUUGUUUGUGGAUGAAAAUCUUGAUCGCAUUGUGCCAAUUUCAAAGCAGCCAAAAGAGAAAAUACAAGCAAUCAUCGAUUCAUGCGCCAGACAAUUUCCCGAAUUUAGCGAUCGCUCACGUAAACGUAUACGAACGUAUCUAAAGUCGUGCCGACGCAAUAAGAAAACACGCGAAGGCUGGGAUAACACCACCCGUCCGACACCAGCCCAUUUGACGUCCGUGCAGGCGGAACAGAUACUGGCGAUCGCCUGCGAGAAUGAGUCCAUGAAUGCCAAACGCAUGCGUAUCGGCCUAGAACCCAUCACACAUGCCAUACCGGCGCCUGGUUCAGCCGUCGCCGCAGCUGCAGCAGCAGCGGCAGCAGCUGCCGCGGCCGCAGUGGCCGCCACCAGUUCCGCCGCAUCCGUAGGCGGCGUUGGCAAUUCCACCAUCACAUCGGUUUCGGCUGGCGAUGCACUCUCCACCGUCACAACGUCUACGCUGCCGUUUGUUGGCGGCGGUGGUGGUGGCUUCGCACGUUCCACACCCAAUUCCGAUGCCACCGAACCGCUUUCGUUGACACCAGCCGCUGCAGUGGCUGCUGCUGCAGCUGCAGCUGUGGCUGCUUCGACGGCUGGCGUAGGUGGUGGCAGUGGUGGUAUCAACUCAGCGCGCAGCUCACCGCUGGCAUUGAGUUCAAACACAAGCGUGAGUGGUAGCACUAGUGGGCUGGACAUAAAGCCACUGACAGCUGUACUAUCGAAUGGCAAUACGCCAACCAAUGGUACGGUAGGUGGACUGGCUGGAUUACCUGCCACAAGUCCACUUUAUCGGCCAUCGGAUUUCACUUCACCAUCAGCGGCAUCGCCAUUCGUAGCUGCUGCCGCUGCGGCAGUGGCUGCCGGUCGCACACCAACCUAUCCCGGCUACUUUCCCGGCGUAGCAGGGCUUGGCAAUGUCGCUCCUACGGAUCUCUCCAUGAAACCAUCGUCCACCAGCACGUGUGUUACACUCACUACCGCUCCAACCACCGUCAAUACGAACAAUAACAUCGGCGUGAUGGGUGUUGGCGCACCGAAUCUCACAAGUCUGGUCGCCACUGGCGGUCUCUCCAUCAAUAAUAAUAAUGCGCUCGUCACCGCCACACAGCAGCUACAACAGCUGCAACAACAGCAACAGCAACAGCAGCAGCAACAACAGCAGCAACAACAGCAGCAGCAGCAACAGCAAGCGAUCAUGGCGACCGGCAUGAAUGCCAAUCAAAUGGUUGGUGGCUCAUUGAAUGAUCCAAAUGUUGUGGCAGCUGCUGCAGUACGCCCACCGCCAUUGUUGGCACACAAACUGAGUCCCAACGAAAUAACGGCAGCGCGUCAAGUGAUCUCGGCGUAUCGGGAGAGCGCAGCUUUCCUGCUACGCACUGCCGAUCAGGUGGAACAGCUGCUUGUGCAACAACAGUAAAUGGCACAAUGGGUGGAUUUUAUUGUGUGGUGAAUAUGUAUGGUGCGGUUAUUUAGUGCGGAAAGUUCAAUUUGUAGCGUUUUUAGUUUUUUUAAUUCUUAAUUUUAUGCCGUUUGAGUUUUAGUAAACGAAAUAGCGUGUAAUUUUUAUUCAGCAAAAACGAAUUCAUUUAUUGUGUGGCAUGAAUUUUUGUGGACAGCAUUUUCUAUAGCAAACAUAAACUCACCAUAGACCCACACUUAAGUGUGCGGGUUGUUCCUAUUUUAACAGUAAAUAAAAAACACUUAUAAUAGCAGUAACCAGAAACGCAAAAAUAGUCAAGUCAACAAGAAACCAAUGAAAUAUAAAACAAAAUAGCCAAAGCCAAAUGUUUAAAUGCAAAACUAUGUAAUAAAUAGAUGUUCUACUUGCAUUAAUUUUCUUGAACUACAAUAGCAGCCAACAGUAUAUAAUGCUGGAUCUGUGUGACUAAACGGGAAUCUUACGAGGUGAUUAGUAGUUUAAUUUAGCACAAAACGGAGAGUAGUCCUCUGAGAUUUUACAAUGAACUCUACGAGUUAAAUCAAGACCCUUCAACUUUUGAGCAUUCUUAAACAAUUUUAAUAAUAAUUAGGCUGCGGUUAUAGUGGGCCGUAGAAUAAAGCAUUUAAGCAAGCAAAGAUCAAAAGAACACAUACAAUUGUUAAAGCACAUUAAAUUGUUAAAGAAUAUUAAUACAACUGAGACGAAUUUCGUGACUCUAACCGAUUCUUAUAGCUUUCAAUCAGCUCAAUCGACAGAUUACAAUCCAUAUUUGAUUCAAAAAGUUAUCAACUUUGCAAUUUAUUAGGCUGGUGGAGAAUUACAAGCAUUUCAGUAGCGAAUUUUAUGAAAAAAAAAUUAACUGUCUAUGGAAACAUAUUUUUAGUUUCUUUAAUCAGACUUAAACUGAAAUUAACUGUACAUUUUCUAAAUUCAAUAUUAAUUAUAUACUAUAGAUCCACGUUUAGUCACAUCAAUCUGGCUCAAAGCAUAAAUAGAGAAUACGUAUUUACAUUUAAUGUGUAAAUCUCACCCUUGAAAUCCAAUACCAAAUAAUAAUAAUAAUAAAAACAGCAAUAGAAAAAAGUGGAACGCAAUCGCAAAUAGUCAAAUACAAGAAUCGAAAGUGAAAAAAUUUCACUUUAAUGAGCAUAAGUUUAUUGAAUUUUCUCUCAAUGUAAAUGUAUAUGCCAAAAAAUGCUUUCUAUUCAAUUUAAAUUUUGUAUGUUCUUGUGUUAAAUUAAUUUUUGAAGAAA